AGCUGGCGCCGGGGCAGCGGCGGGGCGGCGGCGGGACGGCGAUGUGAGGCGGGACGGCCAUGUCGGGGUGCGCGUGGGGCGCGGCGCCGCCGCUGCUGGAGGCGCUGGGCCGGCUGUGGGAGGUGCAGGCGCCGCUGGGCAGCGGCUCCUCGGCCUCGGUGUACCGGGUACGCUGCUGCGGGGAUCCCCGGGCCCCCCCCGGCGCCGUCAAGGAGUUCGUGCCGCCUCCGGGGCCGCGGCCCGGCCCCGCUCACCGCCCCGGCGCCCGCCCCCCCGCCGCCGACUGCGCCGAGUAUGGGUUCCGCAAGGAGCGCGCCGCGCUCGAGCAGCUCCGCGGGCACCGCAACAUCGUGACACUCUACGGUGUGUUCACUAACCACUACUCAGCCAAUGGCCCAUCUCGCUGCCUGCUGCUGGAGCUGCUGGACAUCAGCGUGUCUGAGCUGCUGCUUCACUCCAGCAACCAGGGCUGCUCCAUGUGGAUGAUCCAGCACUGUGCCCGAGAUGUCCUAGAGGCCCUGGCUUUCCUGCACCACAAAGGCUACGUGCACGCAGAUCUCAAGCCACGCAACAUCCUGUGGAGUGCAGAGGAGGAGUGCUUUAAGCUCAUUGACUUUGGACUUAGCUUCAGGGAGGGGAAUCAGGAUGUGAAAUAUAUUCAAACAGACGGGUAUCGGGCUCCAGAGGCAGAACUGCAGAACUGCCUGGCACAGGCAGGGCUCCAGAGUGAGACAGAGUGUACCUCUGCUGUGGAUCUAUGGAGUCUGGGAAUCGUUCUACUGGAAAUGUUCUCAGGAAUGAAACUGAAACAUACAGUCCAAUCUCAGGAAUGGAAGACAAACAGUUCUGCCAUCAUUGAUCGCAUAUUUGCCAGUGAGGGAGUGGUUAAUUCAGCUAUUCCAGCUUAUCACCUCAGAGACCUUAUCAAAAGCAUGCUUCAUUGUGACCAAGGAAAACGAGCCUCUGCUGAGAAGGCUUUGUGCAGCCCAUUCUUCAGCAUUCCCUUUGCUCCCCAUAUUGAAGAUUUGGUGAUGCUCCCCACCCCUGUGCUGAGGCUGCUAAAUGUUCUAAGUGAUGCUUCUCUGCAGUGUGAAGAAGAAUAUGAAGAUAUCCUGGAAGACAUAAGGGAGGAGUGUCAGAAAUACGGACCGGUGGUUUCCUUGCUUAUUCCAAAGGAGAAUCCUGGUAAAGGCCAAGUCUUUGUUGAAUAUGCAAAUGCUGGAGAUUCCAAAGCUGCCCAAAAAAUGCUGACUGGAAAGAUUUUUGAUGGCAAGUUUGUUGUGGCUACGUUUUACCCACUGAGUGCCUAUAAGAGAGGAUAUCUGUACCAAAACUUGCUGUAGGCAGUAGUAACAAUCAGGAGAGCUGUCUUGCUCCUCUUCCUCACAUGUUUUACAGUUGAAUGUGCAAAAGAGCUUCCUAGCCCUGCUUCCCAGUCAUCUGUGAAGGAGAGGUGCAAAGGACUUGAAUGGGCUUUGAAACUUCCCUGCUGCUUUGUGAUGUGCUGAGGAGGCCAGGACGCUUUUGGUGUGUGCUCGUAUGUGCGCUGUGCUUGCUCGUUUACAGGGGGUGUGGCUCUGCCCGGGGCACCCGGCUGGCAGCUCUGGGGACAGGGGCAGCCCGGGAGGCCCAGCAGAUCCUGGCAAGGGCUUCUCCGUGAUUGGAAGUGAGACCCAAGUCUUCGCCUUAGCACUGGGCUUGGCUCGGGGGAGAAGAUUUCUUUGUUAAACUUUCCUAUAAUGCAAGUCCCCUUCUCCAGUGUUGGGGGAGGAGGAAGAGGAGGAGGACGACUUGCCUGCUUUUUGUUGAUACCUGUUAUAAAUAAGGAAGCAGAAACAUCCUCUCUAAAGCAUAUGAGGAGGACUUUUGAGUCUUUUCCUCACACAGGGCAGAGGGAAGCAAUGAAAUUGGAUCUGCUGAGCCUGUGGGGUUACCCUGUGGUCCUGACCUGAGCAGAGCCAUGCAGCUGAUGCUGGGCUGGGCAGUGAGGUGUGGAUGAUGCUGCCUGUGGGGAGCUGAGCUUGCUUGUAUGCCUGGGGUGGGCCGGGACUGAUGGUGGAGACCUGGUCAGACCAGUGCCAGCCUCAGUCCCAACACAACCUGUAAGCACUUUGUAGCCUGAGUAGAUGUGAAAACCAUGCUGUGUGGAUUCUUCUUUCUAGCACAUACCUUGUACUGGCACUGAUGCGCCCUAGCUCUGAUGCCAAAUCAUCUGUGAUAUGUAAGUGUCUUUCAGUGAUAUUUUUGGGAAGGAGUGCUACAGCACACGGUAUUCUUUGUGUCACAGCAGGACUCCUGCCUUGGGAGUCUUACAAGAACAAAUAUUUGUCUGUUGUAGGUCCCA
Messenger RNA from Cinclus cinclus, 2344 nucleotides. It is a transcript of the gene UHMK1, whose product is annotated as U2AF homology motif kinase 1. Gene Ontology annotation, biological process: regulation of protein export from nucleus; positive regulation of translational initiation; peptidyl-serine phosphorylation. The transcript is spliced from 8 exons. Gene Ontology annotation, molecular function: protein serine/threonine kinase activity; ribonucleoprotein complex binding; ATP binding. Lineage: Eukaryota; Metazoa; Chordata; Aves; Passeriformes; Cinclidae. Gene Ontology annotation, cellular component: nucleus; neuronal ribonucleoprotein granule. The record is from RefSeq and is a predicted model, not a curated record. Bases 60 to 1343 code for a protein of 427 amino acids.